Messenger RNA from Lymnaea stagnalis (great pond snail), 9819 nucleotides. NCBI's taxonomy places the organism in Eukaryota, Metazoa, Mollusca, Gastropoda, Lymnaeidae. The record is from the annotation of a GenBank genome assembly.
AAAACCCGUAGUCAUAUGAUUUGAAGGGAAGUCACUCUCAAUUAUACUUAAUACUAGUGUUUACAUAGUAGAAAUUGUGGUUUGAGUUAAGAGUUACAAUUGUUUUAGAAAGUUAUUUGAUAUCAUUAUCAAUUAUAAUCAGCAUUAUGUCGUCAGGAGAAUCCAGCCAUUUAAUUGAAGACUUGGAGCGCCUAAGUAGCGGUAACAGUACAUGUUUUUGUUUUUUAUAUGCAGCUGCUCAAGACUCAAGGACAAGCCAUGUUACUAUUUAUUUUAUUUUUUUGGUUACAUGUACUUGGCCGAAUAGCAGGACAAGAUUAUCUACCAUUUCAUAGCGUCAGUUAUUAAAAUAUAGUGUUAUUACGGUUUGAAAUGCUAUUUAAACGGUUAUUCUUUCAUUAAUGUACAUUACUGGCCACUGGGUUUUUGUUGGCAUAGAAAUUGGAAAAGAGUGGGCGCUUUUUUCUCUUUGAAGUGCCAGACCCACGUUAUAUAAGUACAAGUACAGGAGUGUGCAUGAAUAGAGAGACUCAUGAGUCAGAGAGAUAUAUUCUUACAGGCUCAUUUCGUUAUUGUAUCUGAUGGAGGAAUGGCUUAUGCAGACAUAAACCAGAUCAGACAUGCCAUGGAAUCUACAAACACUCCUUUGUGGGAAAAAGAAGUUGGGGGGGCACUAAAUUUAGGGGUGAAUUUACACUUUUUCCUUAUAUUUAUUUACCAUCACCAAAAUCUAAAAUCUAACCAUAAAUUACAUUUUUUUAGCUGGCCAGAUACCUACAUCUAAGCUGCAAGAACAUGCUGAGGUUGUACGCAAAAACAAUGUGAACUGGAAAAGCUACCUGCAGUUAGUAUAAUUAAUAAUGUUUGCACUUAAAAAAUUGCUAAAAUAUAUUGAUUAUGGUUAAACGUAAAUUGUAAUUUAGUUGCUGUGUAUAAAUUUUAAAAUAACCAUUAUCAUUUUAAUUUGCUAUAGUAGCAUUUUAUUAACAUUGGGAUAUAUUUAUCUUGACAGAGGUCAAAUGAUUACAAAUGAAGUUUAUGAAUUCAUCUCAAAAUUUGACACGGCAAAACCAGAGGAGAGAACUGCUAUGUUACAAAAAAAUCCAACUCAGGUUUGUUAUUUGGGAUGUCAUUUACUGCGUCAAACAUUUUGUCAUUAUUAAACUGUUAUUAUUAAAUGAUCCCCUGGUUUGAACUGCUGAAAAUGGCCCAACUAAUAUUUUCUGUUUGUGUUUUUGAUUGACUUCCAGCAUUAACAAUUUUUCUAGGUUUUAAGUUCUCUGGACUAAAUAUUUUUGAAUUUUGUACCAUGAUGUCUAGUUUCUGACACAUGUAAAACCACUUAAAAGCAACCCCAGAGCUUCAAAUUAUGUGAAGUAAAAAAAUUUACAUAUACACAUGUUAUGUAGAUGACCUGUUUACAUUAUCUUUCCCUGUGAAUGAACUUUAGCUGACCCCAAGUUCGAUACCCUGUUUAGGGUGUGGCUAAUUAUAAAUGGUCUCCCUUGACCUUGUUCACAACUAAAUAAAAUCUAUAGUCUGUACAAUUACGUAGAAAAAUCUAGACUAAUCAAGAACGGAAUGCAAUGUGCAAGCCUAUUCUAGAAAUGUCUUUGGAACUAUAUAUAUAUAUAUAUAUAUAUAUAUAUAUAUAUAUAUAUAUAUAUAUAUACACCCCUCUAGAUAGAGAAUGGAGAGAGAGAUAUGUGAUCUAGAACACAAGAGAAAGAUGUGUGAUCAAGAACGGAAUGCAAUGUGCAAGCCUAUUCUAGAAAUGUCUUUGGAACUAUAUAUAUAUAUAUAUAUAUAUAUAUAUAUAUAUAUAUAUAUAUAUAUACACGCCUCUAGAGGGAUUGAAGGGAGAGAGAUAUUUGCUAACGAUUACAAGAUGAAGAUUUGUGAGUUUAUAUUUAAUUUCUGUGUGCAUGUACUACUUGUCUUUUGCCUUUCUUCUGCAAAAGAGUACCAGAGGCAGUACAUUAUGACAAUGAAGUUUAUGAUAUUGUUGCCAACCCAAAGCAAAUUCGAUGCACCAUAUGCGGCUAAAAGUUAAUGAAAUAGUGUAAAAACUACAGUGUCAUAGUCCAUGCAAACUGGUCUGAAAUUUUUCAUUGUAUAUGACUCGUAUGCUCCCACUGUCCCUAAAACGGGAUUCUCUGUUCUCUAUGAAGAUCUUGAUAUCGAUUUUCAUUGGAAAUUUAUUUGUGCGUUAUUGGGUAAAAAUGAUGCAAUCAUUGCAAGUAAUAUAGUGAAAUAUGAUUUUAAAUCCUUCAUGUUUUCUUGGAAACUAUACAUCUUUAUAUAUAACCAGUUUCAGUUUUAUUUUUUUCAAGUUUCAUUUCACACAUUCCCCACACAGACACACUUUUUUUUACAUUUGUUGAUGAACCUCAGCAGUUUGCUUCUUAUCAUUUAUCAGUUUGUCAUGGUGUUCCGCAUGUUGAUGGAAGGCAUCUCCCGUGACCAGACACUUCAGUAUGUUCUCACAAUGCUUGAUGAUGUUCUUCAGGUAUAUAAUAAACUUCUUUACAGGAGGAUGUGUAGAAAAUAGUUAAAAGCAUAUUGGUUUAUACAAAUCAGCAUUGAAGCAAAGAUCCAUGAGUAAUAAGAUUGCAGAACUGACAAUUCUCAUCUUUGACAAGUAAAAAUUGAGUUUUAUUCUGAGUGUAUUUAAAUUACAUUGAAAUAUUUCAUGUUUUUAUCUUCUUCUUCACUUAAUAUGAAGUUGAUUUUUAUUUUUUUUUUUUUUAUUUCUCAGGCUGACAAAUCUAGGGUUGAAAUUUUCAAAGACUUUGCCCGCAAGAAUAAAGAAAAUGUCUGGCAACCAUUUUUCCAUCUCCUUGAUAGGGAUGACAAAUUUAUUGUGUAUCAGGUGGGUUUUACCAGAAAUAUCUAUGGUGCUAACAAGGUAAUAAUUAGUCAAAUUUUUCAGAGACAUAUGCUACCCAGCCUAUUCUUCACUAUUUAAUUUUUUUUUUUAAAUCCUUUUAUUCAAAAUGUUUUAUUUUCCUAUGAGAUUACCGAAACAAAGCUAUUAGUUUAUUGACCAAAAUGUAUGCCAAGAAAAGGAAUGUAAUGCAUUUUUUCCCAUUAUUCCCAAUAAUGAAUUAACAAUGAUUGUUGACACUUCAGUAAGUUUUGAGAGACAUUUAACGAAUUACUCAAAAUUACAAGUAACACAUUUUGUUUAAAUUACCAUAUUCUCUUUUUCAGGCCAGCCGAAUUAUUGCCAAGAUUGCAUGUUGGUCCAAGGAUCAGAUGGAACGAAAACACCUACAGAGUUACCUUGUCUGGCUAAAGGAUCAGAUCAAAUUACCUGUAAGAUUUUUAAAUUUUAUUUUGUGUUUGAUCUAUACCUUGUUGUUUUGAUGUGAUAGGACACAAUGUUAACUUUUAAUGAAACGUUUUAUUUACUAUCAAUAAUAUAUGUUGUGGUUUUUAAGCAUUAUAAAAGUUUGCAUUGAAAACAUUGUAUUUAAACAUUUUCUCAGUCAAUCAGAAAAACAAAAAUGUGUUUCCAAAGUUUUUAUACCUCUGAUGUUUUAGAUCUGUAUCCAUUACCCUUAUAGAUGAACUUUAUAAUCCCUAUAUAAUUUUGAGGGGUUAUUAUAGAACAUAAGAACUCUUAUUAAUGUAAUUAACUAAUGGCACCCCUACAUCCCUUAGCUCAAAUGUUUCUUGAAAUAUUUUUUUACAAAACUGACAAAAAUAAUUUUUUUUAAAAUAAUAAUUUGUGACUAAAAUUCUGAUAAUCCUGCAGCUCAUCUCUCCCCUGAAGUUAAACCUGUAUCAGUUUUUCAUGUAAACAUAUACUUCAACUAGUAAUUGUAAUGAAUGAUUUUGUCCAUUGUUUGCAGAACAAUGAAUAUCUAUUGUCUGCUGGUCGAAGCCUUCAAAUGAUGCUUAGGAUUAACAACUACAGAAUAGUUUUUGUGGAAGUUGAUGGAAUUUCUGCGUAAGAGAAAUAUUUUAUGUUUCAAGGAGACAGCUUGUUGAUAAAUCUUAUUCCAUUUCAAUUGGUUUUGAUGAUAAAUAAAUUAUGUUUCUUAAAUUAAAUUUUUUUUUCUGUGGAUGUUGAGAAAGUUGUUUUUUUUCCUUUUUAAGUUGAUGAAUGUCAAAAUGUAUUUCUGUGUCCCUUUAUCCCAGAAUUGUUCAUGUCUUGGCCAACAAUCCAAGCUUUCAAGUCCAGUACCAGCUGGUUUUCUGUUUGUGGUGUAUCUCUCACAACUCCAGCUUGGCUGAAAGAAUGAACAGGUAAGACUUCUUUCACUGAAAAAUAAUAGUAAGUUUAACUUAUUUGAUUUGGUUAAGAAAUCUGAUACACAUUUAAAAAAUUUACAGAUAAUUUUUCUUUGCUGCAAAAAAAUAGUUUAAAAGUAAUAAAAGUUUUAUUUGUUAUUCUUAUUUGGUUUGUUUUUCCUUGCAGUGGCAACAUAAUUCCUACAUUGGCAGAUGUGCUAAGUGAUGCUGUAAAGGAGAAGGUCACCCGUAUUGUCCUGGCCACUUUUAGGGUGAGUUUUUAAUUUGAGAUGAGAAAAUUUAAAUUGAGUUUUUAUUUUGGUACUCAGGAAUAACUUGGAGGUUCUGGAACUUAACCAACACAAACCAAAAACUUUGAAAUUUUUGUUUCUUCUCAUUUUUAACAGAAUCUUAUUGAGAAUGUUGAGGAAGAGAGUGUCCGUCAGGAACACGCAUUGUCCAUGGUACAGUGUAAGGUAAGAAAAACUAGUGCUGCUUUUGCUACAGUUUAAGGUGGUAAUAUGGUUUGAUGUACAUGACUCAACAGAAGAUCAUCUAAUCUUGAAAAAACAUUUAACUCCCUGCAAAAUUAUUGCUACCUGCAAAUAUAUUCAAGUGAUAAGUCUUUGAUAAUUUUUUUUUAACCAACUUUACUUGUAACUAAUAAUUAACUUUUAGGUGGUAAAAAUUGUAAUUUGAAGUGGCUAUAUUAUAUGGAGCACAUGUAAUAACAGGCACUAUCAGUAUUUUUUUUUACCAGGAUAUCCUGCACUUUUCUUAAAUUUUACCAUUGCUUUUCUUUUCCGGGAAAAGGUAUAAAAAAAAUUCAAAAUAUAAACAAAAACAAAUUUUUACCUGAAUUUUAUGUGUACCGAGUGAAGACUUGAAAAUUCUUAUUUUAAUUUGGUCCUUUAAUGGUCCAAAUUUAUAUCAUUGUCUAAUUCACCUUUAGUGUGUGUGUGUUUUUUUUAUCAAGGUCUGUUUUAUUUGCAGUUAAUUCUAUUAUGGCUCUGUUAGUAAAAUGUUUUAAUUUAGCCCAGUAAUAACCACUAGAACCAAACUUGUGAUAGGUACUCAAACACCUGGAGCUGCUAGAGGGCAGACAACACCAGGACGAGGAUGUUGUAAAUGACCUUAAGUACCUGUUAGAAAAGCUCAACGAUUCAAUCCGGGACCUCAGGUCAGUCUGAAAAUUAAGAUAUAAGAAAGACAAUCUACUGAUGAUUUUACAACUGAUAAAAAAUUCCAAUGAAUUCUUUGGAAAGAACAUUGUAAUUUGGACAUUCAAAAUUGUCUUUGACCUUAUAGAAUUGUUUCUGCUAACAAAUCUGUCUAACUGGAAAAAUAUUUUUGAGCUGAUUAAAUGGCACUAAGAAGAUUUAAUUUCCAAUUAAAAAAUUAAUUUGGAUUUCCUCGCCAAAAAUGUAACUAAUAUUCCAGGUUACAUUUUUUUUUAAAUGUUUAAUAAAUUAAAUAUACUUUCCUCCACUGAUUCAUCUUCAAUUGUUAAAUAUUUUUAUUUUUACCAUCUGAAAAUAUGAAAUUCAGUUUAAUGUGUGUAAUAUUAGCAAAUGUUUUUUAAACAUUUUUUUAAAAGAACUUAUCACAUAAUACCAACAGCUUGUCAUUUUUACUGAAUGAAAUUGUAUACAUUAAAAUCUCCUACAAAUGUCAACCCUCUUGUAAAUGUGUUUGCUUAUGUUGGCAGUUCCCUUGAUGAGUACAUCACUGAGGUGAAAUCUGGCAGACUGGAGUGGAGCCCGGUACACAGAUCUGAUCGCUUCUGGCAUGAGAACGCUGCCUACCUCAAUGAAAAUAAUUAUGAGCUUUUGAAGUAAUUUUUCAAUUGUAUCUGUAUCCUGUCACACAAUGCUAAUACACUUAGUGUAUCUUAUUAAAAUACACCAUCAGAAUAUGUUGUCACAUUAAAUUUUCUGAGUAAUCACUAGGUCUUUAAUUUCAAAUAAUUUGUCAUUUCUCGUUUUUUAUUGUCUGCUGAAGAAGAAGUCAUUUAGUCAAAACGACCUGAAUCUUGCUGUAAAUAUAAAUUUUGGUGAUCUCUAAAUUUGUGAAAUUUGAGUCCCAGUAAAGCCGAUGAUAGAAAUUGAUUGAUUAAUAUAAGUCAUUGGGCUUUUAAAAUAUUUUUAUUAAAAAUAAUUUUUGUAAAUACACAAAAGUUUUAUCAGGCAAUUUAUUAUUGACAUUUAUGUCACAACAGGAUGUUGAUUCGCUUGCUAGACACAAGCAAAGAUCCACUUGUCUUGUCCGUUGCUGCCCAUGACAUUGGAGAGUAUGUACGCUAUUACCCAAGAGGAAAGAAGUAAGAUUAUUUUUUUAUUAUAAUUAUUGUGUGUAUUACCAGUAUUAGUAUUUAUAUUGAGGAAAAGAAGGGUGAAAUUUCUUUGUUUCUUUUAACAAUUUUUGUUUCAAAUUUGUUUAGAAGGAUAUCUACAAUAGAGCACUCAUUCUUUCUACAUUUUUUUCUUUAUUUUAUUAACCAUGUUCAAUUUUUUAUCCGAAUUUUUUAAUAUCUAAUUUAAGUUAAAAAAAAAAACAAGUUUUAUCAGCUGAAGAGCAUUCUAAGAAUUUUUUGUAAAAACAUUACACCAUCUAGCAUUUUUAUAACUUCUUAAAAUUGUAGAAAACUCUUUGGACACCUUUUAGCAUUAAAAAAUGUAUGAAGAUAUGAUUAUAUUUCAAAUAACUUGUGUUUGUUAUUAGUGUUGUAGAGCAGCUUGGUGGAAAACAGCUAGUUAUGCAGUACAUGAUGCACUCUGACCCCAAUGUCAAAUAUGAAGCACUGAUUGCAGUACAGAAACUUAUGGUUCAUAAUUGGUACGGUAAAAUUCACAAUUUUGUUCUUAUUUGUUCUGUUAUGCAUGUCGAACUGACUGUGGUAUUAUAAUAAAUGCACAAACACAAAUACAAUUGUGACAGUUUUAGGAAAACUACAUGCAAAUCUCUAAUGAAAAGACUAAAGAAGUUAAGAACAACUUAACCUUAUCCUGAUUCCACUAACUCCCUUAAAAUAAAAUUAUUAAGCUUUGACGAGGUCUUAAUGAUUAUAUUACCUUUGCCUCUAAUUUACUUUGAAAAUUACUUUAAUUCGUUUGACUGCCACCAGCAAUUGUAAAAAAUGAUUCAUUUAACAGAUUUUAGAACUAGAAUAUGUUAAUAUUCGACAUUAAAGCUCAAGUGAUUUGCUAUAUAUAUUUUUUCUGUAAUUGCCUGCAGGGAAUACAUGGGCAAGACAGUGGACAUGAAGCAGCCAGGAUUCAGCGCAAUACCCAAGAGAGCUUAAAAUCUUUAGGCUUUUAUAUUCUGUGCAUUGACCUUUAUGUGACCAAUGGAAUUUUUUAGACACUAGUAACAAGAUCACCAAAAAUGUUCCGUUAUAUUUUACCAGUGUUAACAUGUACUUUUCAGAAUUGAUGCAAGUUCAUUGGGUAUCUUGUAUUGUUCAAAUCAUUUUUAAAAGUCAUUAAAAUACAAACUGACUAUACCUGCGAUGAAUAAGAAUUCACUGGGUGCGUUUUUGGUGUUCCUGUAACUCUAUAAACAUAUCAUUCCUUUUAUUAGGUCAUUGUCAAAUUCUCCCAGUAGACCUCAUAAGACUAUUUAUUUACAUAGAGAAAUUUAAUUAUAAUUAGGUUAUCCAAAGAGUUUUAUUACUUUAAUUUAAUAUUUAUCUAACAUUAAAAUACAGUAUGCAAAAUUUUAAAAUUUUCUCAACUGCAACUUAUUUUCACCUAAAAUUAUUAGCUUUAUAUGGUUUGAAAUCCUCUCUUGAGUUGCAAUCCAUCUGAAACUUUAAGCCCCUAAUUUUUUUUACACAAUAAUAAUAAUAAUAAUAAAGUUCAUUUAAAAAACACGCUUCAUCCCCAAAGGCUCGAAGCGCGGUACAAAGUCAACAAAAAACAUAUCUAUAAUUCACCACAUUUAAAACAAACACAACACUACAAAAACUAAUUACAAUGAACUUCCCACCCCCUUUUUUUUCAAGCCAGUUUACAAGAAAAAGUUUCCAUACAUUUUUUUAAAUCCAUGAACCGGGUUUUCCUUUACAUGCUACAAUAAAGUGAUAUGUGAUAACUGAAUGAAGCCAUUCCUUGUAUAAAUCAUGCAUUUUAUGUAUGUACUUCCCCUGCCAUGUCACUCACUUUGAUUGAUGGGGCAUUUGUGUUGUCAAUGAAGCUGGAGGGAGCAUUCUGUCCUAAGAGUGACAGUAAACACAAAAUGUAACUUUUAAAAUUUCAAACAUUAAUUUCAUUUAAAAAUUGUGUGUUGUUUACUUCAGUUACUUGUAACAAAAACAAUGUUCACAAAUAGCUUAUCAUGACAAAACACAAAACUUCUAUUAUUGUACUCAGUAGUAUUAUUUAUAAAUAUAAACAAGAUUGAAAACCAUAUUGAAGCAAACAGACACUGUGUGUGUGUAUAUAUAUAUAUAUAUAUAUAUAUAUAUAUAUAUAUACAUAUACAAACAUUUGCAACACAAAUUGUUCAACUUUCAGUGUUAUGAUUCAUUUGCAUUUGUAAACAUGUACAGUUUUCUUUACACCAAUUUUUUUCUUUUUUUAUAAGCUCCUUUGAUGUGAAUGGUAAAACAGAUUCAAUAUAAGCUUAAGAUGUUUAAAAUCAAGCAUUGUUUAGGAUAAUAUAUGGCUUUCUUGUGGUAAAAAAAAAAAAGAAAAGUCUAAAGAAAAUCUAAAAUAUCACUUUAUAAAAUUAUAUUUUAUUUGUUUAUGUAGUGAGUUUAAAAGAAAAAAAAACAACUUUAUAGGCAUGUUGAACUAAGUUUUACCAUAAUGCAGUCAAUAACUGUGUUAAUUAUAAUUCUGUGUACUUGAUGUGUAGGGACUCAUAGUGUAAUUCCUUUAGUCUGUGAAUGUGAUAUAUUAUUAUGUUUAUAUCUUUCAACUUUGAUCAUGUAAGCGGAGUGUAUAAUAUUCAUGUCAAUAAGUGUAUGCAGAGCAUUUGUGCUGAUAUUUUCAGUGAGAAUGUGUCAUUAAAAAAUGAGACAUGUUUGUGUGUUACCAUUUCAAAGGCUGCUGGUUGACAUAUUUUUUUAUUUAAAAAUUACAAAAUAUGUAAAUGAAAUCAUUCUGAAAUAGUGAUAAAUAUUGUGGUUUUAAAAAAACUAAAUAAUUAGUAUUUUUAUUAUUAGCUAGGGUUUCAAAUGAAAAAUUUGAAGCAAAAUUCUCAAGAAAAAAAUUAAUUUAAAAUAAUUUAUGAAAAGGCUAUGGGAAAUGAAAUAGAGUGGAUCAUUUAAUGUCUUUAUUAUGUGGUAAAUUGAAUGUAUCGUUAAGUUAAAAUAUGAUAAUUAAUGCACAAGAAAGUGUAUUUAAAAGGAGAAUAACAUUGAAAGCAGCUGCUCUCUUGUACUUAUAUAAAUGUUUCUGAUUACUUAUUUAUAAUUUAAUGGAUAAUCUAUUAUGUAUACGUAGGUGUGUAGCCACAGGAAGUUGUCAGUUGGGACUGAAGAAAGCAUAUUUUAUUAAAUUAAAUUUUGCUCAUUAUAGCCAAGGAAAGAAGAGAGUUAUAAUAGUAAAGUCCUAAUAAAUUAUGAAAAUAAUAUUU